CUAAUUGUCUAAUUUUAAUCCUUGUUUAUUUAUAUUUGUUUGAGUGCGUUAUUAAAUCAUGAGUGGUUAACGUUUAUUUCUGACUGGAUGUUUGUUCCAACAACCGUUUGUGUGGAUUGGUCAAGAUUUUUGGUACUUAUUAUUCGUCAAAUUUGUAUAAUAUUCUUAUUAGAUUGCUGAGUUGUAAUUUGCAGUAAAGUAAAGAGGACUUUCCCGCGCAUUUCUGUAAAAUAUCGAUUUGUCUGGGACGUUACUAAUGUCAGCGUCAAAAAUACCGAAGACAAACGUCACUUUCACAUUGUGCGUAAAGCACGUUACAAAACAUGCUAAAUUCAACAGUCAGUUGCGUGUCAGUCGCAUAUUGUGUUAAGUGGUUUGUGCACCAGUUUAAAUUCUAAUACACGUUUCAAGUAAACUUUCAGAAGCGACAUGAAGCUGAACAUCUCGUGCCCGGCGACCGGCUGCCAGAAGCUGUUCGAGAUCGUGGACGACCACAAGCUGCGCAUCUUCUUCGACAAGCGCAUCGGCGCCGAAGUGCCGGCCGACACCCUCGACGAGGACUGGAAGGGCUACAUAUUCAAGAUCACCGGCGGCAACGACAAGCAGGGCUUCCCGAUGAAGCAGGGCGUGCUGACCAACGGUCGCGUCCGCCUCCUCCUCUCCGGCGACCACUCGUGCUUCAGGCCGAGACGCGGCGGCGAGCGGCGCAGGAAGUCGGUACGCGGCUGCAUCGUCGACAGCAACCUCAGCGUCCUCUCCCUCAUCAUCGUCAAGAAGGGGACGAAGGAGAUCGCCGGACUGACGGACACCAACGUGCCGAGGCGGCUGGGGCCGAAGCGUGCCAACAAGAUCCGGAAGCUGUUCAACCUGACGAAGCAGGACGACGUGCGUCAGUACGUGGUGAAGCGUCCGCUGCCGCUCAAGGAGGGCAAGCAGAAGGAGCGCUUCAAGGCGCCGAAGGUGCAGCGUCUGAUCACGCCGGAGGUGCUGCAGCGCAAGCGACACCGGUUGGCGUUGAAGAAGAAGCGGUGCCUGGACCGCAAGGAGAAGUCCAACGCGUACAAGAAGCUGCUGGCGCAGCGGCUCAAGGAGUCCAAGCAGAAAAGGCAGGAGAUGAAGAGGCGCCGGUCGGCCAGCUUGAGGGAGAGCAAGAGCAGCGUGGAGAGCUAAAUCUUGACAUAUUUUUCUAGUCCUUUUCUAAUAUGUUAAUUUUGUUCUUUAGUGAUAAGAGUUUUCUAACGUUGUGUUGUUUAACAGAAUGUAUUUUAAGUUGUGUUCUAGUUUAAUAAAGGUUUUCUAAAGUCAAA
Messenger RNA from Aethina tumida (small hive beetle), 1307 nucleotides. Its product is annotated as 40S ribosomal protein S6. Gene Ontology annotation, molecular function: structural constituent of ribosome. Gene Ontology annotation, biological process: translation. The transcript has 2 exons. Bases 430 to 1170 code for a protein of 246 amino acids. Lineage: Eukaryota; Metazoa; Arthropoda; Insecta; Coleoptera; Nitidulidae. Gene Ontology annotation, cellular component: ribosome. The record is from RefSeq and is a predicted model, not a curated record.